Molecule: messenger RNA, 4332 nt
Organism: Serendipita indica DSM 11827
Lineage: Eukaryota; Fungi; Basidiomycota; Agaricomycetes; Sebacinales; Serendipitaceae
Source: the annotation of a GenBank genome assembly
AUGGAUCAGCAUACAAUUGCGAAUACAUCGGGAUCUUUGCCCCUCACACGGCGCCAAACAAAUAAGAAAAAUAAAUUGUACAACACGGCCAAUGUCGGUCUCGAAGUGGCAGCCAAUAUCGCCGAAGGAUCAGAUAUACUGGCCCCACUAAAAGCGGCUUGUCGAACAACCAAAUCGAUCCUCGAAGUCUCACAGGCGAUAGACAACAAUCAAGAAGACUGGAGCGACCUAAUCCAACGUUUGAAGGGUUACAUAUCUGCGCUUGAGGAGCGAAUUGCCUUGUUUGAAUCAUAUCCUAUCGAGGACCGGGCUAUCAACGAGGCGUUCAGCCAGCCGCUCCUCCGCUAUGCCAAAUUUCUCGAAACUAUGCACGACACGGUCCUCGAUCUCAAGACGAAGAGUAACCGCAGCAAACUUGCUUUUGGCAAUAUCAAAAUUGAUGCUGCUGAAAUUCUCAAGAUCAAUCGAGACAUCGAAGAUCAGCAUAGGCAGUUCAUGGAGGCAUUGGGCCUGUUUGUCGCAUUGCGUGUUCAAGUCAUCGACCGGAAUACCAAAUCCACCAAAGAAGAUGUGAAAGCUACUAAAUCCAAUAUAGAAACGAUCCUCUCGGACGUCGACGCCUCUGCUAUACUUCAGCUCCCAGCGGUAGCAUUCGUCCCGUCUUCCGUGCACAGAACCUGUCUUAAAGGAACGCGCGAGGCUGUUCUUGAGACGAUCCGGCGCUGGGCUGAUGACGACUCCUCGGAGAAGCCAAUAUUCUGGCUCUGCGACAUAGCCGGCUCCGGCAAGUCCACAGUCGCAAUGUCCGCAGUGGAGGCAUGGCGAAGAGAGGGAGUACUUGGCGGCCGAUUCUUCUUCUCCAUAGCAAGUAGCGAAGCAUCGACCACCGACAAGUUCUGCUCUACCAUAGCAAGAGACCUUGUUCACCACAUCCCCGAACUUGCGCCACACGUCGCCGAGGCUGUCAAGCGGAACCCCUCUUUCAUGCGGAGCUCUCUUGAAGAGCAGUUCCAGACUCUCGUCUCCGAUCCUGUCCAUCACCGGCAGGGGCGCGUAAUUAUUGUCAUCGACGCUCUUGACGAAUGCAAAUCCGGAUCGCAGCGAAGAGAACUCGUCGAAGUCCUGACUACAGCUCUGGAAGGAUGCAAUAAUCUCAAGAUAUUCGUUACAAGUCGACCAGAUCCUGUCAUUCAACCAGUCUUGGGGACACUCUCGAUCAAAAUCAAGUUAGAAGAUCGCCUCCACGAUGUCAGUCAUCAUGAUAACAUUGAUGAUAUCGGGAUCUACGUUCAUCAAUCAUUAGAUGGAAUACUAUCGAACGAAAAAAGGCAGAGGCUAGUCGACAAGGCUAACGGGCUGUUCAUAUGGGCAAGUACUGCAUGUCGAUUACUCAGUGAUGAGACCAGCUUGAGCCCUCCGGAGAUCAUAUACGAUCAUCUGAUCUCUAUGGACCAGGCCGGAGACAUAGACGAUAUAUACCGCCUUAUCUUCGAGCGCACGAACCCCAAACACUACCCGGUCAUGCAUAAGAUGCUUGCCCUGCUACUUGCCGCAUUCGAGCCACUCACUGCGGCCGAUUUGGACGACAUUCUCAAGCAUGCUGAAAUACAUGGGAGCGCCAAAGCGCUGGUGCGGAAUCUAGGAAGCGUGCUAACCGAGGAUGACACUACGAGCCAGAUCCGAUUUCGGCAUCCCACGUUCGUCGAAUACCUUCAACGUUGCUCUGUUACCCCAGCUGUCGGUAACGGCAAUAAGAUGCACAUCAAUAUAGGCGACGCACAUGGCCAAGCCGCAUCUUGGUGCUUCAAAUGCUUUAAGUCGCCGGCUGAAGGCCUCAAGUUCAACAUUUGUCAGGUCGAGUCAUCGUUCUAUCUAAAUAGGGAGAUCCCGAACAUUGAUACCAAAGUAUCAACCUUCAUUUCGAGAAAUCUUCAAUAUGCCAGCUCUCAUUGGUUAUACCACGUGGCGGAAACUGAUGACCAGUGGCGGUCCACGCUAAAGGACGAACUUCUCCACGCUGUUCAGUUUCCAUACAUACUAUACUGGAUGGAGAUCCUGAGCUUCUCUGGAGGAGUGCCACGAGCAAUAGCUGGCCUUCGAGCUGUUAUUAGUCAUAUAGGACUAGAAGCCGGGACUAGAAGUCGAAUGAGUGAAAUCUGGCGAUUCCUAUUAACCUUUUUUGUGCCGAUCCAGGAUAGCGCUCCACAUAUCUACAUUUCCGCGCUUCCUUUUACUCCCACGAAAUCGAAAAUACACACGGAGAGCGCAGAGAUGCGUACAAGGACCCUCACCGUGACUCGGGGGCUUGAAGAAAUGUACCUCGAGCUCCCACAAACUCUUGAAGGUCACGAAGCCUUGGUCAAUGCCAUUGCGUUCUCACCAGAUGGCUUGCAAAUUGUCUCUGGUUCAGAUGAUAAGACGAUUCGGCUGUGGGAUGUGAGUACUGGGCAACAGUUAGGAGAGCCUCUUCGAGGUCAUGGAGAAUGGAUCUAUGCCAUAGCGUUCUCCCCAGAUGGCUCGAGUAUCGUCUCUGGAUCAAGGGACAAGACUAUUCGACUAUGGGAUGCAGUCACCAGAAAGCCAUUGGGAGAGCCUCUCCGAGGUCACGGAUCCUCGAUCAAGGCGGUCGCGUUCUCCCCCGAUGGCUCACGAAUCGUCUCUGGCUCGGAUGAUACAACUAUUCGAAUGUGGGAUUCAGUCACUGGUCAAGCAUUGGGAGGGUCUCUUCGGGGCCACGAAGAUGGGGUGUAUGCCGUCGCGUUCUCCCCAGACGGCUCGAGUAUUGUCUCUGGAUCAAGGGACAAGACUCUUCGAAUAUGGGAUACAGUCACCAGAAAGCCGCUAGGAGAGCCACUCCGAGGUCACAAAUCCUCGAUCAAUGCCGUCGCAUUCUCGCCGGACGGCUCACGAAUCGUCUCUGCCUCCAAAGAUGCGACGCUUCGACUGUGGGAUGCAGUCACUGGCCAGUCAUUGGGAAGUCCCCUUCGGGGUCAUAAAUUCUCGAUCCAAGCAGUCGCGUUCUCGCCUGACGGGUCACGAAUCGUCUCUGGCUCAAAGGACUCUACGCUUCUACUAUGGGAUGCAAUCACUGGUCAUUCGAUUGGGGAACCUCUUCGAGGUCACAGGCUUGGAGUCCAAACCGUCGCAUUCUCGCCUGACGGCUCACGAGUCGCCUCUGGCGCUGGAGACUGGACGAUUCGACUAUGGGACGCAGUCACCGGAGAUUCGCUUGGGAGGCCCUCCCGAGGAGAGCCACUCCGAGGUCACGAAUCCUCGAUCAACGCUGUCGCGUUCUCGCCGGACGGCUCACGGAUCGUCUCUGGCUCGGAAGAUGCCACACUUCGACUGUGGGAUUCGGUCACUGGUCAAGCGUUGGGAGAGCCUCUUCGAGGUCACAAAGGUGAUGUCUAUACCGUCGCGUUCUCCCCGGAUGGCUCGAGAAUCGUCUCUGGAUCAGGGGACACGACUAUUCGACUAUGGAGUGCGGUCACCAGACAGCCAUUGGGGGAACCAUUCCGAGGCCACGAACUGAUGGUCGAGGCAGUGGUAUUCUCGCCAGACGGAGCGCGAAUUGUUUCUGUCUCGGGUGACAAGACAAUUCGACUGUGGAAUGCAAACACAGGACACGCGUUAGGAGAACCACUCCGAGGCCACGAAGGAUGGAUCCACGCAGUCGCGUUCUCGCCAGAUGGCUCAAAAAUCGUCUCCGCUUCUAAUGAUACCACGAUUAGACUGUGGGAUGCAUUCACUAGACAGCAGCUGGGAGAGCCCUUCCGAGGUCACGAAUCUUUGAUCAAUGCCGUCGCAUUCUCACCAGAUGGCUCACGGAUCGUCUCUGCCUCGCAGGAUACCACUAUUAGACUGUGGGAUGCAACUACUGGACAGCAGGUGGGACAGCCACUUCGAGGUCAUGGAGGCUAUGUAAAUACUGUGGCAUUCUCGCCAGACGGUUCACGAAUCAUGUCUGGUUCGUCAGACCGUACACUUCGAAUCUGGGAUGCAAAUAUUGACGAACAAGAUAUCAACUCCAACCAAGAUCAAACAGAGACUAAAGGCUCAGAUCUUGAUGAAAUUAUAGAAGGGACUACUUUAAGAGUCCUAUACCUGGAUUCAAGCACUGUACCCUUUUGCAGGAUGGCUGGAUACAAUCUUCUGGUAAACGUCUCUUCUGGGUGCCACCAGACAAUCGGCAUGGACUACAAAAUCCGCGUCUUCUCAAGAUUAUACCAACGACGACUCCUUCCCGUGCAACCAAGCUUGACUUUACGCAUUUCCAGUGUGGCACCUCCUGGACAAACGUUCGAAGUGACGCUUGGGCCUCCUAGUGAAUAA